Diutina rugosa is the source of this 4506-nucleotide messenger RNA. RefSeq names its product Arf family guanine nucleotide exchange factor (gene GEA2). The transcript has a single exon. Bases 1 to 4506 code for a protein of 1501 amino acids. NCBI's taxonomy places the organism in Eukaryota, Fungi, Ascomycota, Pichiomycetes, Serinales, Debaryomycetaceae. Gene Ontology annotation, molecular function: guanyl-nucleotide exchange factor activity. The record is from RefSeq and is a predicted model, not a curated record. Gene Ontology annotation, biological process: regulation of ARF protein signal transduction.
AUGCUGGCCCGGUUCAAUCUGCCCACACCAGCCCCCAGCCAUAUGUUCACGCUCGGGGGCAUUGGUGCUGGGUCUAAUGUGCUGUUGCCCGGGGAUCCUUCAUAUUCAGGAGGCCCUGAGGAUCACGGCACUGUGAAACCUGCCAUCGAUCCCACAACUUUGGCUAUCAACGAAUGUAUAGCCCUUCUGCUGGCAAUGAGGAAAGCCCAACGCCAUCUGUCUGGUGUUGCAGCGCUUCUUGGUGGUGACUUCUUCGGUGAGGAUGAUGACAUCAUGAAUAAUGGCUCGCUGAAGAAUUUGACUACGCGUCAAUCACAAGGAGACCCCUUGACACUGAGCUUCAUGCAAUUACGACUGAUGUUAACUUCAACUGACAACAUUUACUCAUUGGAUUCUUUAACGCUAUUACAGCCGUUUUUGAUGGUUAUCAAGGCGCCCCAAACCUCUGGACACAUUACUCGUCUUGCUCUCAAUGCAGUGCUGAAAUUCUUGACAUUUCAGAUCAUCAGUGUGCAGCUGCGAAAUUUACAGCAAGCGCUCAUCCAAGUGGUGUCAGCUCUAUGUAAAUGUCGUUUUGAACAAGGUGAUCAAAAUCUGGACGAUGCCGUGCUUCUCAAGGUGUUGCGUUUGCUUGAAAUCAUCUUGGAGCUGCCUCUAUCUAACAUGUUGUCGAAUGAACUGAUUCUGGAGGUUGUACAAGUUUGCUGGCUGCUUGCUAUCAAUAAGCGCCGUUCAGAGGUGUUGCGGCGGGCCGCGGAGAUGGCCAUGGAAGCUAUGACGUUCCGCAUUUUCUCACGAUUGGCUCAAAUUCCUGCUUCGCGCCACGAUGACGAUUUAACAGUUCACUUUGAUCCCAACUCUUUACCCAAAGAUACGAUCGGUGCUUGCGCUGAUGGUGAAGCUAACGAUACUUCAGAUGCGAAUAUUACUUCGGACAUUGCGGAAGCCACUGAAGAAUCCAUUAUUGAGACCAAAGAAGGCGAGGCUGAAAAAGAUACUGAAAAUUUGACGAAUCCCCAGGAAGAGCCUUUCGGUAUCCUUGCGAUAAACGAUUUCCUCACCAUUCUUGUUCUGAUGAUUGCCCCUGGAUCACAGUACUCUAACAUGGAACUGACUCGUGUGUUUGCUUUACUGCUUAUCAAUACUGCUAUUGAGGUAGCUGGGCGUGAUAUUUUGAACCAUCCGGCGCUUUUAGGGGUAGUUGCUGAUCCGGUAUUCAAGCACACUCUUCAGAUUAUUGCCACCACAGAAUCAUCGGCAUUAUUACAAGCUCUGAUGCAGUUGUUGACCACAAUUGCGAUAAUUAUGGGGCAUGAGCUCAAACCCCAAAUGGAGCUCGCGUUGAAGCUCAUCUUCGAGUCGAUUCUUGCUAGUAGUCAAACCCCACAGGCUGCGGUGAAGGCUCAAGCAACCCCCAACUCUAAAGUGAUUGUACGUCUGGGUCUCUCGAAGGAGAUAUUGCUUGAGCUGUUGUCAUUGUUGUGGACUCGUGAUCCUAGAAAAUUUUUUGUGAAUUUGUUCAUAUACCACGAUUGCGAUUUUGAAAAACUGGAUCUCGCCCAUCAAGUUGUGGAUAAUCUUUGCAAGUUGGCGCUACCUGAACUGGCUCAGAUAACUACAGACAAUGUACCCCCUAUCUGUUUGGAAGGGAUUUUGCUGUUAGUGUUUGCGUUAAAUGAACAAUUAAAGCGUGCACCAAAAUUGGUGGGUAAUUCACACUCGCGCCUUGACAACCGUGCGCGGAAAACUGCUUUCGUUCAAUGCACUCACACUUUCAACAAGAAACCCAAAGAUGGCAUUGCCAAGCUUGUGGAGAAUGGAUUCAUCUCAAGCGCGACAAACUUUCAGGAGUUGGCAGAGUUUUUCUUGUCUAAGCUGGGACGUCUUAACAAAAAGAUUCUUGGCGAGUAUUUAGCGAAGCCCACUUCGAAACAGCUUUUGCAGGAGUUCAUUGGCUUGUUGGAUUUCACAAACAUGAGAGUGGAUGAGGCCAUUAGAAUUUUGCUCAAGACAUUCCGUUUGCCUGGUGAAUCUCAACAAAUUGAGAGAAUCGUGGAAUUGUUUGCGGAGAGGUAUGUCGAAUGUUACACUGAUGACGAGGAGGAAGCUGAAGAGGGGCGCGAACCUGUGCGACCCGAUCGUGACUCGGUGUUCAUUUUACUGUACUCCAUCAUUAUGCUCAACACUGACUUGCACAACCCCCAAGUCAAGAAGCAAAUGUUACUCGCGGAUUACCAACGUAAUUUAAGAGGUCAAUGCAAUGGUAAGGACUAUCCGGAAUGGUAUUUGAGCAAGAUCUAUAAUCUGAUCAAGGACAGAGAGAUUAUCAUGCCGGAAGAACACCAUGGCACAGAUAAAUGGUUUGAUGAUGUAUGGAAUAAUGUUGUGCAGGCUGAAACUAAGACUCACGGAACAGAUUCUGAAGUGUCUCCCCAAGAUCAAGCUCAAUUCGAUCGGGCAUUUUUUGACAGCAUCGCAUCCAAAAUAUUUGAAACGCUUUUUCUGGUCUUUGGAGAAGCAUCGGAUGAUCAUGUCAUCACCAGAAUCAUGCUGGCAGUGGAUAAAUGUGCUAAUAUUUGUUUACAUUAUCUGCUCAAGUCACAUUAUGAGCUGUUGGUUGAAAUGCUUUGCAAAUGUACUCAUUUGCUCGAUUCUUCAAUUCGUGUGCCUGUGGAAACGCUUGAUGACGACUUACGCGAGUCGAUACCCCUCACUCAAGUUACCAUCGAGGAUGGUGACGACACCAAAACUAUUACCGUCGGAACUCUUUCCGUUUGGUUUGGUCGUGACUUUAAAGCUCAAAUUUCGACUGUGGUUUUGUUUCGGCUUCUCAAAAAAGUGGGUUACGCCCUUGGGAAAGAUGAUCUGGGCAAGUUGGCUAUGCGUAUUAUUUUGACGCUUUACGAGAAUUGUCUUGUCGACUCGCUGAUGCUUCUCCCAGACUCUGAAUUGCCCACAGUCAAACCGAAAUACAUCAUUAGUAAAAUCAAAAGUGGUGUCAAUAACCUGGGAAUCUUGCUGACAUUUUCGUCUUUCCUCAAGGGAUACGGCGGUGAAUCUCAACCAGAGCCUACUGCCGCGGAGAUCGACGCUACGAUGUCAACGCUAGAUUGUGUGUCUCUGUUGCAAUUAUCGACUAUAUUUGAAAGAAUGUUGACCACAUCUAAAAAGGUUGCCGGUGCAAGUUUUGUUGAUCUUUUCCUUAGUCUUAUUCCGACGUUGGAUGACUCUACAAAGCGUUAUUUUGAAGCAGAACUGAUGCUUUUACUUCAGUUAUCAGUUCAAUUUGCUAAUACUGAAGAUGAAAUCGUGAAAGUUUUAGCAGCCGCCAACGAAAUCAAGGGUUUCUCUAAGCAAGCGUCCAUCAAGGUGAUUACCUUGAAAUUGAAAUUAACAACUGGUUUGAAAUCAACUGAACAUCAGCAACAGUUUGCCGAACUUAUCCUAAAAGAAAUCCAAGGAGUGGACAAGGAAUUUUUGGCCAAAAACGGAGAUUAUAUUUUGGAUGCAAUCCUCAAAGAAUUACCACGUCUGAUUCCGAUGGUGUUGCAUCUUCAAGAUUAUUGGAAGGUGUUACGUGUAUUAGGGUCUCUUCAACAAUUCAGUGGUGAUAUAUUAGACUUCAUUGAGAGAUUGUGCCAGAGUUCACAACCUGAAAACAUCGAUCCAAAUAACUUCAUGUUUAUUUUGGGUCUUCUUGACGAGAUUUCCCUGAUGGGUGCACUUGGCGCGGCGGCGGAGCAGCAGCAAGAGCUUCCCGUGCCAAAAGGUGAGAAACGCCCUCAACCUACUCAAGCACAAUUAGACGUCGUCACUCAUGCUAAGCGGCUGAUCUGCUUGACUGCUGAAUUAGCACCCAUAACGAAACGUCCUGAUUUCACUGGUUUGAGAUACUCUCUUCUACAAGCUCUUGCUCAUCAAUGUUUCAAUCCAUGCCGUGAGGUGCGUGGCUUCUCUAUGGGGGUUUUGAGAAGCACGAUCCUAGCCACUGAACUUGAAGAGAAUUCGGAAGACGACUCAACCAGUCUUACUGCGUUUGGGUUGUUCGAAUAUGGUUUGUUCCCUUUGCUCGUGGAGCUUUGUAAAGUUGAAGUGAUCGAAACAGACCGUCGUGGAUUUGUGUCAACUCAAAUUGAAUCUUUAUCCUUGGUUUCGAAGGUAUUCUUACAGUAUUGCGCCACUUUCACUGCUGAAAAAGUUGAGCAAGUCUGGUUGUACAUUUUGGACAAUUUUGUCGCGAUGAGGAAACAAGUGUCGGAAGAUUCAGCUAAGGACUUUGACGAAGCAGCUCCCGAAUUGCUCAAAAACAUGGUUCUCGUACUUCAGUCCAAUAAUAUUUUGAAAGAAGAUGACCGCUUGAGUAAUUUGAGUUGGUCAAAGAUUGGAGAUAUUUAUCCCGAAUUGCCCAACGAGCUUAAGAAAGAGCCCAAAACGGAACAAGCGGAUUCUGUGGAGAAGGCUAUUACCGAAAGCAAGCAAGAAGUUUCUAGUGACAACGCUGAGUAG